Messenger RNA from Acanthochromis polyacanthus (spiny chromis), 546 nucleotides. RefSeq names its product PCNA clamp associated factor (gene pclaf). Gene Ontology annotation, biological process: translesion synthesis; regulation of cell cycle. The record is from RefSeq and is a predicted model, not a curated record. The transcript is spliced from 4 exons. The coding region runs from base 102 to 455 and encodes 117 amino acids. Gene Ontology annotation, cellular component: nucleus. NCBI's taxonomy places the organism in Eukaryota, Metazoa, Chordata, Actinopteri, Pomacentridae. Gene Ontology annotation, molecular function: chromatin binding.
UCCGCUGUUGUUUUAAAUCGAGGCGGGACGCUUCGCUGAGGUCAGUCUGGUCGGUGAAAUCGGUACUGAAAUAUCGUUUGACUCCACAGUUUGCUGCCAACAUGGUGAGGACUAAAGCCGAUAAUGUUCCUGCAUCUUACAGAAAAGCUGUUGCAGCUUCUGCACCUCGGAAGUCUUUGGGCUCCAGUUCGGCUAACUCGUCGUCGUCCAGCAGCGGCUCGCCUACUCAGGCCAAGAACAAAUACGCCGGCGGGAACCCGGUGUGUCCUCGUCCGACGCCCACCUGGCAGAAGGGAAUCGGGGAUUUCUUUGGUGGACCGCCGAGGAAACCGGAGAAGGAGAACCGGAAGCCUCAGGAGGUGGAGGACGAUGAGGAGGCUGGAGGCAGCGGGAUGUCCAAGGCCAGCAGGAAAUCGAGGCCACUGCCUGCUGAGGAUGAGGAGGAUGAAGACUGAACCCGUCUGACGUUUUAAUGUACAUCUGUAUAUAACUUCUGCUCAAUUCUCUUUGUAUAGUUUAUUAAAUGUUUCUUUUUUACAUUAUUAA